UUGGUCCUUCUGCCAACAGGCGUCACUGUCUGACACAUGCGUUUGCCUUUCAUUUCUCACGCAUGCGCAGAAGUGAGGAGAAACAGUCAUGGCGGCGGCAGAGAAGCCCACGAAAGAAAAGCUUUUAUCCACUCUGGAUGAUAUUGAAGUUUUAUCCAGAGAGCUGAUAGAGAUGCUAGCACUGGCCAGGACACAGAAACUGCCCCAGCCUGGAGAGGACACACAGAUUCUGGAGCUGUUAGUGCAGAGAGAUAAAGAGUUCCAGGAGCUCAUGCAGACGGCGAUGGAGCAGGGCAGAGUUCACCAGGAGAUGCAGACGCUGGAGAAGGAAGUUGAGAAGAGAGACAGCGAUAUCCAGCAGCUCCAGAAACAACUCAAAGAGGCUGAGCAUAUACUGGCUACUGCUGUCUAUCAAGCCAAAGAGAAACUGAAGUCUAUUGAAAAGGCCAGAAAAGGGAGUAUCUCUUCAGAGGAGAUCAUCAAGUAUGCUCACAGGAUCAGUGCUAGUAAUGCAGUGUGUGCUCCUCUGAACUGGGUUCCAGGUGACCCUCGCAGGCCGUACCCUACUGAUCUGGAGAUGCGCAGUGGAAUGUUGGGAAAUAUGAGCAACAUGUCCACCAAUGGAGUGAACGGACACCUGCCUGGAGAUGCAUUGGCUGCUGGGAGGUUACCAGAUGUACUAACCCCACAGUAUCCUUGGCAGUCCACUGAUGUUUCCAUGGGGAUUCUGCCUCCUCACCAUGGCAACGAUUUUGGCCUGGAGCCACCUGGUCAUAACAAAGAAAAUGAAGAUGAUGUUGAGGCCAUGUCAACAGAUUCCUCCAGCAGCAGUAGUGACUCAGACUGAGUGUGUGUGUGUGAGUGUGUGUGUGAGUGUGAGUGUGAGUGUGAGUGUGAGAUAUGUCCACAGUAACUUGAGUUUGUCCACCUGAACAGCCUGAAAGGAAAGUAUGUUGUCUGCAUCAGUUUAUCUUGUCUCUGUGAUUGUGGAGAUCCGGAUGGCAACAUAAAAUGCCUUGAAGGGGACCAAACCUACACAGGUCCUCUCUUCAG
Messenger RNA from Megalobrama amblycephala (Wuchang bream), 1053 nucleotides. It is a transcript of the gene med4, whose product is annotated as mediator complex subunit 4. The transcript has 7 exons. Lineage: Eukaryota; Metazoa; Chordata; Actinopteri; Cypriniformes; Xenocyprididae. Gene Ontology annotation, cellular component: core mediator complex; mediator complex. The record is from RefSeq and is a predicted model, not a curated record. Bases 89 to 847 code for a protein of 252 amino acids. Gene Ontology annotation, biological process: regulation of transcription by RNA polymerase II. Gene Ontology annotation, molecular function: transcription coregulator activity.